Podarcis muralis (Common wall lizard) is the source of this 4273-nucleotide messenger RNA. It is a transcript of the gene ATG7, whose product is annotated as autophagy related 7. Lineage: Eukaryota; Metazoa; Chordata; Lepidosauria; Squamata; Lacertidae. Gene Ontology annotation, cellular component: cytoplasm; phagophore assembly site. Gene Ontology annotation, biological process: autophagosome assembly; autophagy of mitochondrion; piecemeal microautophagy of the nucleus. Gene Ontology annotation, molecular function: Atg8 activating enzyme activity; Atg12 activating enzyme activity. The record is from RefSeq and is a predicted model, not a curated record.
GUGGGGGAAGGAGCGUGACUAGCCUUCGGUUGCCCUAUCUCUAUGUUGUUCUGCGCCGGCGGCCGCCCCGCGUUCAUAGAGAUAAAGAAAGCUCCCUCACGGCCUUUCCGCUUCAAAGGUUCUAAACUUCCGUGGCCCUGCGCGCAUGUCACGAGGCGGGACGAAGAUGGCGGCGCUCGGCGGCGGCGGCUUCCGGUGUCCGGCGAUCCGUUGAAUGGGCGAAGCGAGGAAGUUAGUUCCGGAGGAAGGCUGCUCCCGCGGGUGAGAAGUUAGCUCUGUUUCUUGGCUUGCGCAGCUCUCGAACCCUGUGCUGUUCACUCUUGCGCGGUGAGUUCCAGAGACGUCGCUGAAGCAGCAGCAGCAGCAGCAGAAUGACGAGCGAGGGUAACGAAACGCGGAACCCCGCGGAAGGUGGACCCCCCAAACUGCAGUUUGUCCCCUUCAGCAGCGCCUUGGAUGCUGGCUUUUGGCAUGAGUUGACGCAGAAGAAGCUCAAUGAGUACAAGCUCGACGAGACCCCCAAGGCGAUCAGAGGCUAUUACUAUAAUGGAGAUCCUGCUGGUAUGCCAGCUCGUUUAACACUGGAAUUUAGUGCUUUUGAUAUGAAUGCCCCAACACCAGCACAUUGCUGUCCUGCUAUUGGAACAUUGUAUAACACCAAUACUUUGGAAGCAUUCAAAUCCUGUGAUAAGAAGCUUCUUCUUGAGCAAGCCGCAAAUAAGAUAUGGGAUGCAAUAACAUCAGGGACUGCUGUUGAGAAUCCUGUCUUACUGAACAGAUUUAUCCUAUUAACAUUUGCUGAUUUGAAGAGAUAUCGUUUCUAUUACUGGUUUUGUUAUCCUGCACUUUGUCUCCCAGAAGGUAUCCCUUUGAUUCAGCAGCCUGUGUGCCUAGGUGCAAAGUUCUCUGCUACUCAGAUUGAAGCUCUCCAGAAUGCAUAUGAUGAACUUUGUCAGAAAGAAGGCCUUACAGCUCUGCCUUUUUUUCUAAUCAAGUACCACGACGAUUCUGUUCUUGUCUCCUUGCUCAGAAACUGGGACGACUUCUUUUCUGAUCCCAAGGAGAAGGUGACAAUUGGUGUUUACGAUCCCUGUAAUUUUGCCCAGUAUCCUGGUUGGCCACUGAGAAACAUCUUGGUCCUGGCAGCACACAGAUGGGGCAGCCACCUUCCUUCUGUUCAAGUGCUCUGCUUCCGAGACAGGACCAUGCAGGGAGCAAGAGACAUUUCACACAGCACCCUUUUUGAAAUAAAGCUUCCACAAGUGACACAGAAUUCAGGUUGUCCAAAAGCUGUUGGAUGGGAGAAAAACCAAAAAGGAGGCAUGGGCCCAAGAAUGGUCAAUCUGAGCGAGUGCAUGGACCCGAAAAGGUUAGCUGAAUCAUCGGUGGAUCUUAACCUUAAAUUGAUGUGUUGGCGGUUAGUGCCUACUCUUGACCUGGAGAAAGUUGUGUCUGUGAAGUGUCUUCUCCUAGGAGCUGGUACGCUGGGUUGUAGUGUAGCCAGAACUUUGAUGGGAUGGGGAGUCAGGAAGAUCACAUUUGUGGACAACGCAAAGAUUUCUUAUUCCAACCCUGUGCGGCAACCACUCUAUGAAUUUGAAGACUGCCUCGGGGGUGGGAAGUCCAAAGCACUUGCAGCAGCAGACAGGCUCCAAAAAAUAUUCCCAGGAGUGAAUGCUGAAGGUUUUAAUAUGAGUAUCCCAAUGCCAGGUCACCCAGUAAAUUUUUCUGACGUCACCUUGGAGCAGGCCCGCAAGGAUGUGACACAACUGGAGGAGCUCAUUGAUGCCCACGAUGUCAUCUUUUUGUUAAUGGACACCAGGGAAAGCCGGUGGCUUCCUGCUGUUAUUGCAGCUAGCAAGAGAAAGCUGGUAAUCAAUGCUGCCCUGGGAUUUGACACCUUUGUUGUGAUGAGACAUGGACUGAAGAAGCCAAAGCAUCAAGAGGUGGGCGAUUCUCCCUGCAAUAAUCCUUCAGCUUCAGCCGAUCUUCUGGGAUCAUCGCUCUUUUCAAAUAUCCCUGGUUACAAACUUGGUUGCUACUUCUGCAAUGACGUUGUGGCACCGGGAGAUUCCACCAGGGAUCGGACAUUAGAUCAGCAGUGCACAGUCAGUCGACCAGGAUUAGCCAUGAUAGCAGGAGCCCUUGCUGUGGAAUUAAUGGUAUCCAUUUUGCAGCACCCAGAAGGUGGCUAUGCCAUUGCCAGCAGUAGUGAUGACAGAAUGAAUGAACCUCCCACCUCUCUUGGGCUUGUGCCACAUCAGAUCCGAGGGUUUUUAUCAAGAUUUGAUAACGUCCUUCCCGUCAGCCUGGCUUUUGACAAAUGCACUGCCUGUUCUCCCAGAGUCCUUGAGCAAUAUGAAAGAGAAGGCUUUAAUUUCUUAGCAAAGGUUUUUAAUUCCUCACAUUCCUUCUUGGAAGAUCUCACAGGUCUGACUCUGUUGCAUCAGGAGACCCAAGCUGCUGAGAUCUGGGACAUGAGCGAUGAUGAAACACUCUGAAAGCUCAGUGAAUGAAGAGAAAGAUGACCCACUUCAGGGUGUGUUGGUCUGGUUUUUUGGUCAGUCAUAUGACAAAUUAAUGAUUGCUUACUUAACUGUGGCUGUUGUAAAUAGAAACACGUACGGUGCACAACUUUUAUUGGGAUGGGACAGUAUUGCAAUUCAAGGCACUUGUACUAUGAGUGUAAUUUCUCUUUCUAUUGUGUGUGAAAUAUAUAUAUAAGAGAGUUACAAUUAAAAUCUCUCUAUUUUUUUCAGCUUCUAAAUAUAGCUUAUAUUUAAAGUACCUCUGAAGAAAACUUCUUUGUUUAUUUUUCUCCCAGUUUGACUUUUUCUUUUAAGUAAACAUUCUGAACAAAUUAUGCCUUUUGAAACACUUCAGGGAUUUAUGGCCAAUGUAUCCUUGUCUCUGAGGUAGACAAUAAGAAAUUAGUCACAUUGAGAAUAAAUAGAAUGAGAGGGUCCACAUGUUUAGUCUCUCAAAAAGACAUUUCCUCUGGUUGUUUCUGUGUAUGGCAACACUCUAUAUAUUCUCAACUUUUAGUGCCUUUUUAAAAAAAAUGGUAGUUGAUAACUCAUCAUUUUCUUCCUUCCAAUACUAAUAGUCCAUCUCUGCUGCCUCCGUAGCGAGGUGAUUGCCAUGAGCCUCUAAAGUAUAAUGAAUUUAAAUAAUAAUAAGGAAAUCUAUGUUAUUUACUGUUUUUAAUACAAGUAUUAUUUUAUCUUCUUUGUCAGCACAUAAACAAUGAAACAGCUAUGCAGAAUCUUCAUGCUAGCAUUUUGUACCCUUUGUCAUUGGACUACUUUCUCAAAUCGUAUCUGGUUGCAGUCACAAAUCUGGAGAGGCUCAAAGUAGCCAGAUUAUGGCAUAUCAUGUUAACAGCAUACUUUUAAUCUGUAUAUUGCUCACUGAAUCUUGUCUCUACUUGAUUUCUUAUUUCUACUAAUUACGAAACCCCUGUUUAUUUCGUCUUACGUUUUCUAUCUAGUUAAUCUAGCUCUUGGGAAGGGGUGUGCAUUUUAAAAAAAAUCUCGACACUUAGAAGCUGUACGUUAGCAAUAGCAGAAAUAGGAAGUACAGUUCUCAUGUGUACGCAAGUGCAAUCUUUUAAUUUAAAAUAAUGAAAUUGCAUAAUGGCCUUCAGGCACUACUUGCUGAGGAAAUUCAACAUCUCUGAUGACAGACUAAAACUCUACACUGGGAAAAUUUAGUGUUCCGCAGCUUGCACUGAGUCACCAGCACAGACGUCAUUUGUAGAUAGUGAAACAGGAAACUCUGUUUUGAAAUUCUACAGUCUUGAUUAGCUGAGAGUCCAAAACAGCUCGGGGUCCCAGGAAUACUCUCCAAUGAAUGUCUGUCUUGACGCUUGGAUUAUCAAGAUUGAAUUUGUCAACUCUUUUUCCCCUCCGAGUUUUAGCUAUAUAUGACAUUUUAAGCACAGGGUAAUACGAUGUUUCCUUGCUUAGUAAUUCCAGUAACUUAGAGUUGUAUAAGACUGAGCUUGCUUCCUGUACAUAUGCUUCCCAGAUGUCUGUGCUGUGCAGAAGUACUCCACUGUGACUUAGAAAACCUUCUGUUGUUUAACUUUAUUGUGUUUUCCUCUCCCCUUACAAACCAGAAUGGCGCUCUUGCUUGCUUGCUUGUACGCUUGCUUCUAGGUGUGUUUUUCCCCCUUUGUAAAAUGUUUUAAGCACUUAAUUGAGGAAAACAUAAUGAAAGAUUUUAUUCUAAUGAAUGAAAUGUACAUUAAAAGAACUUCCAAAUACUUUUA